UGUUAUUUACACUUGAUAAUCUCCUACUCAGGACAAAGACCUCACCCAGAUCUUGCCUUCCAAGGUCUUUAAGAUGGCGACAGGCAAAGUUAAAAAACACAAGUGUAAGAAGAAAAACUUAAAAACACUACUGUAUGAAGAAAAACUUGCCAACCUUGAGCCCGGUGCUGGCUUCAAGAUGGCGAGGGAUGCUCCAAUAUGCUCCACAAUAUCCUCAUCCUCUCCAGAAAGAAACCGAUGGAGUUCAAAACUUGGAAUCAAGCUAAAAUAUCAGAAAAUUCAAGGAAAAAAUAAACUUAGUAUCUCAUCAGAAAAUUCAUCAAAUUUCUUUCAGAUUUGGAGAUGGUGGCAAAGCGCUUACGCUUCUUCCUCCUCUUCAUUCUCCUCUUCAACUUCUUCAUCAACGUAAUCAUCUCCCUCGCCACGAUCCUUGGGGUUUCUCGUACAGGAUACAACCUUUUCGCUGUUAUUUCUGCCUCCAUGAGUGCCAUCUAUAUUUGCCUAAGAGCCUGUAAAAAGACAAAAAGGAGCGAAGAGCAAGGUGAUAUUUUAAACUUACCAAGGUUGCCCAAUAGAUUUUCUUUCAAGGAAUUGAAAAUUGCAACCGAAAACUUUGGCCAUAAGCUUGGACAAGGAGGAUUUGGGUCUGUGUUCGAGGGGAAGCUUGCCGACGAUACAAAGGUUGCUGUAAAGAGGCUGGAAGAUGGUAUUAUUGGACAGGGGAGGAAAGAAUUCUUGGCAGAAGUGGAAACAAUUGGCAACCUUCAUCACAUCAACGUUGUGAGGCUAAUUGGAUUUUGUGCAGAAAAAUCACAUAGACUUCUUGUUUUCGAGUUCAUGGAAAAUGGGUCUUUAGAAAAAUGGAUCUUUGGCAGAACUCCUGACACAGUUCUUGAUUGGCAAACAAAAGUGAAGAUCAUCAUUGACAUAGCAAAGGGCCUCUCAUAUCUCCACGAAGAGUGUAGGCAAAGAAUUGCUCAUUUAGACAUCAAGCCUCAGAACAUCCUUAUCGAUAAAAAUUUCAACGCAAAGGUUGCGGAUUUCGGCCUUGCAAAGCUGAUUGAUCGUGAUCAACGUGAAUUAAAUACAAGAAUGAGAGGAACGAUUGGGUAUUUAGCUCCUGAAUGGUUGACAUCUACAAUCACCGAAAAAGUAUAUGUGUUCAGCUUCGGAAUUGUGGUCAUGGAAAUUGUGUGUGGAAGGAAGAAUUUCGAACACUCUCAGCCUGAAGAUGGCGCACGCUUGAUUUCUCUUUUGCAGGAGAAAGUGAAGAUUGAUCGGCUCUUAGACAUGGUUGAUAGAAACGAAAUUGAUAUGCAGAUGCUUGGAGAAAAAGCCGUUGAGAUGAUGAGGCUUGCAAUGUGGUGUUUGCAGACUAACAGCUGUAAAAGGCCAUCUAUGUCAACGGUGGUUAAGGUUUUAGAGGGAAACUUGAGCAUGGAGACUGAUCUUGACUAUAACUUCUUCACCUCUGCUACACUGAAUGCUAAUGAUCAUAUUUACAUAGCUAUUUCUAGUGAGAUAAAUAACUCCCAUCUUUCAGGACCCAGAUGUUGCUUUAGGAAUACCAUGUAUGAAGCUAGGCUGGCGACGACAUUCGAAGCCUCCAUCAGACGGCAAUCAUACCGGCGAAUCUACACAUCCCCGUUGGCAACCAUACCAGCGAUUCCAUCUUCUAGCAACCAAACCAUCGGUUAUCUAUCGGCACGAUCUGCCGUCCGUGAACAAGCUCACGUCGACUUGUACCAUCUAUAUGAGCUGAUGCCAUUGCUUGUACAGUACAUGCAAACGACCGCGACGGCGUCAAUGGCACUCGCAAAAGCAGACUAUUUGUUAUUUUUUGCGGAUGCCAAACAACGUCCGGAGACCAAUCAGAAUCACCACGUCGCCUCUUGUUCGCCUAACAUUCUCCGCAACAGAAUUUCUGAGGAUUUAGAGAUGACGGCAAAGCGCUUCCUCUUAUUCCUCCUCUUCCUCUUCAUCGUCGCAAUCAUCUCCCUCGCCAUGCUCAUCGCCAUCAUCAUUGGGAUUUCUCAUUUAAGACCGUCGUCCCUUUUGUUUUUGUUUUUCUAUAUUUUGUUUUAUGUUUUCUUUAUUUCUUGUUUUUGUUUUUGCCGCAAAGCCUGUAAAAAGAAAAAAAGGAGUGAAGAGCAAGAUGACAUUUUAAACUUACCUAGUUUUUCCAAUAGAUUUUCUUUCGAGGAAUUGAAAAUUGCUACUGAAAACUUUUGCCAUAUGCUUGGACGUGGAGCAUUUGGGUCUGUGUUCGAGGGGAAGCUUGCCGACGAUACUAAGGUUGCUGUAAAGAGGCUGGAAGGAGAUAGAAUUAUUGGACAGGGGAGGACAGAAUUCUUGGCAGAAGCGGAAACAAUCGGCAGCCUUCAUCACAUCAAUGUUGUGAGGCUAAUUGGAUUUUGUGCAGAAAAAUCACAUAGACUUAUUGUUUUCGAGUUCAUGGAAAAUGGGUCUUUAGACAAAUGGAUCUUUGGCAGAACUCCUGACACAGUUCUUGAUUGGCAAACAAAAGUGAAGAUCAUCAUUGACAUAGCAAAGGGCCUCUCAUAUCUCCACGAAGAGUGCAUGCACAGAAUUGCUCAUUUAGACAUCAAGCCUCAGAACAUCCUUCUCGAUAAAAAUUUCAACGCAAAGGUUGCGGACUUUGGCCUUGCAAAGCUGAUUGAUCGUGAUCAACGUGAAUUAAAUACAAGAAUGAGAGGAACGUAUGGGUAUUUAGCUCCUGAAUGGUUGACAUCUGCAAUCACCGAAAAAGUUGAUGUGUUCAGCUUCGGAAUUGUGGUCAUGGAAAUUUUGUGUGGAAGGAAGAAUUUCGAUCAUUCUCAGCCUGAAGAUGGCGCACGCUUGAUUUCUCUUUUGCAGGAGAAAGUGAAGAUUGAUCGGCUCUUAGACAUGGUUGAUAGAAACGAAAUUAAUAUACAGUUGCAUGGAGAAAAAGCUGUUGAGAUGAUGAGGCUUGCAAUGUGGUGUUUGCAGACUAACAGCUGUAAAAGACCAUCUAUGUCAACAGUGGUUAAGGUUUUAGAGGGAAACUUGAGCAUGCAGACUGAUCUUGACUACAACUUCUUCACCUCUGCUACACUGAAUGCUAAUGAUCAUAUUUACAUAGCUAUUUUCGACGACAAUCGAAGCCGCAAAACAAGAUUGGCGGUCGACGACGAUCGACGCCAAGGAAGGUGGGCUGUCGACGAUGCUCGAAGCCGAAUCGACUUCUAUCAAGCUCAAUCGAAGAAGUCGCUCGAUCAGGUAGAUAGAAACCUUGAUCGGAUUCGCGAAACCCUUCGAUCAAUAAGGAGGAUGAGGAUGUCGUCCGCAACCAUACCGAGACAUUCUUCUUCUUCGCUAUCCUUGUCCGCUCCUCGCAAACGCUAUCAACCCCGCCAUUCUUCCACCGUCAUUGAUGACUACCCCUCGCUCGAGCUUCCACUCAAAUGGCGUGAUCCACCGCCGGAAUACCCACUGCUCGAGCUUCUAUUGCGAUGGAGAAAUCCUCCGCCUCCACAGAUUACGUCGCCUAGCAAACGGAACUUCAAUCUUGAUCCGAUCCAGAUCGAUCCCGAUCAAAUAGAAACAUCUAUGGGAGUGGGAUAUGCCCAAAACCAGCAGGAAGACAAUCCAGUCUCUGACCAAGUCCAAAUCCGACGAACAGCCGCCGAUCUGGUGAUGCCGGCAGCAGCCGACCAAGCCCCCGCCGACUAG
This is a messenger RNA of Dendrobium catenatum, 3714 nucleotides long. RefSeq lists its product as uncharacterized. NCBI's taxonomy places the organism in Eukaryota, Viridiplantae, Streptophyta, Magnoliopsida, Asparagales, Orchidaceae. Gene Ontology annotation, biological process: protein phosphorylation. The transcript has 6 exons. Gene Ontology annotation, molecular function: ATP binding; protein kinase activity. The record is from RefSeq and is a predicted model, not a curated record. The coding region runs from base 343 to 3714 and encodes 1123 amino acids.